Molecule: messenger RNA, 2457 nt
Organism: Cheilinus undulatus (humphead wrasse)
Lineage: Eukaryota; Metazoa; Chordata; Actinopteri; Labriformes; Labridae
Gene: extl2
Product: exostosin-like glycosyltransferase 2
Exons: 6
Coding region: 131-1177 (348 amino acids)
Cellular component (GO): membrane
Molecular function (GO): glycosyltransferase activity
Source: RefSeq, a predicted model, not a curated record
CACGUUAGCGAGAGUGACGUUAGCUAGCCUUAGCUUGUCAGAACCAGCUUCCUUUUAAGCUCUUUGGUUGCGCUCAGCUAAACUAAUAUGGCGACUAUGUUGGAGCAAACUGUUUGUUUGUAGUGCCAAAAUGAGGUUCCCCCGUUGCUGUCUGUGUCCCAGGCGAACCUAUUUAUUGUGGCCUGUCCUGCUCCUGCUCCUGGUUGGUGCAGCUCUGACUGCUCUCCUGCCCUCUCCUGAGGACCAAAUAGGCCUGGGUGUCCUGGGAGUGCUUCGCCGGGCAACAACUCAAAAAGAGAAACCUGCACAGGUCCACAAUGUUGUCAACACAGGGGAGGAGCAGAGGUUUACCAUUAUUAUCCAAACUUACAACCGCACUGAUAUUUUGCUCAAGCUCCUGAACCAUUACCAGGGAGUUCCUCAUCUUCAGCAGAUUAUCAUAGUCUGGAACAACAUUGGGGAGCAGACACCCUUAAAGUUGUGGAACUCUUUGGGGCCCCAUCCUGUCCCUGUGGUCUUUAAGGAGCAGAUUAGCAAUAGGAUGCGCAACAGACUGCAGUCUUUUCCUGAGGUUGACACUGAUGCUGUUCUAAUGCUGGAUGACGACACCCUGGUCAGUGUUCCUGACAUCAGUUUUGCUUUCUCAGUCUGGAAGCAAUUUCCAACUCAGAUUGUUGGGUUUGUCCCACGGAAACAUGUCUCAACACCAGGAGGAGUGUACAGUUAUGGCAGCUUUGAGCUGCAGGAUCCAGAAACAUCUGGAGGAGACAAAUACUCAAUGGUGUUGAUUGGUGCAGCCUUCUUCCACCGCCGCUACCUGCAGCUCUUCCAGGACCAACCUCAAGCAGUACACCAGCUGGUGGAUGAAACACAGAAUUGCGAUGACAUUGCCAUGAACUUUGCUGUAGCGCUGUAUCUAAGAGAACACUCUAAGUCUGCAACCAACUUUAACAAACCUUCCGGGGUCUUUGUCAAACCUGUGGACCUCCGUAAUCUGGAGAAGGAGGCCAGCAGUGGCUACCAGGGUAUGUGGCACCGUCCUGAACACCUCCUUCAGAGAUCCUACUGUCUAAACAGGCUGACACAGAUCUAUGGCUUCAUGCCGCUCUGCUUCUCCAACCUGAUGGUGUCUCAGUUUGGCUUUCCAAGCUAUGCCAACCACAAGAGUAGAAGCUGAGGAGCUGCCACAUCGCUGAGUGUUUUGGAUGGAAAGAAGAGGGAGUCAAAUAGCAGUCUGUUUCCAAUUCCACUGUGGCAUCAGCACGAGCAACAUGAACUUUUCUCCUCCGGACAAAAGCCAAGACUGGUUAAAGACCUUCAUUCACACAUCUCAGUCUAAUAAAACAUCAAUUUUUGACAAGGUAAUUUUAAUAUUGAUACCAAAGCUACCUUAACCUUCAUUGUUUACAUCUCUGUCUCAGUGGAUUGCAGUGCAGUUACUUCAAACCAAACAGGUGACUCCCUAAAUCUGCUUGGAUUAUUUGCCUUGUUUGUUGCCAUGAUUUAACACUAAGAAUUCAGGGUUGAUCAAAUGUAUUUUUUACUGCAUUUCAGGCUUAUUUACAGUGUGACCUAUUAUUACACCCCAGAAACUCAAACCAAAGCAUAAGUGUACUUUUAUGUGAAACUGCCUUUAUCUUAAGCCAUAAUCAUCUACUAAGUCCAACAUGAAGUUCUUUCUCAAGAUAUUAGAAGCCAAAUAAGACCAAAUUUUCUCUUAAUAGUUAAAAAUUUAGUCAGCAAGGCUAGAAAUUUUAACUUGUUGAGUGUUUAAAAAUAAAAUCUGCCAUUUUUUUAAUCAGAUAUGUAAUUUAUUCUGGACUUGCCAGGCAAAUAUGGCUUAUCAUAGGUGUGUUUUCAUACUUUUAUCUUAAAAUCAGAGAUAUUGCUUAGAUGUGAGUUUUUGUAGUGUAGAGAAUUUUUGUUUUGCAAGAUUUAGAAUAGAUGUUGGAAGGUGCUUAACAAAAUAGUGCCAAAAGUUAAUUCCAACCAAAGUGUUGAUUAUGAAGCAUUGGUUCCCAACCUAGGGUUCAGGCCCCUCCCCUGGGUGGCUGCCAAAGACCUUGGGGGAUGAGGGGCUUUGUCUUCUCUGAGGUUUUUAAAUUAGAUUGGGCAAUGUUACCUAAAAUUGUGGCAAAUCUUUACUUAAAGUAUUGAUACAAACAUCUUUUGGUAUGUUGAACGUGUGUAGACAUAUUUUCACAGGGUUUUGCCCAUGAAACAUUUACAUUUGCUGCUGAUUUUUGACAGUAAUCUAUCACUGUUUAAUCUGUGUGGGUUUUGGCUUUUCCUAUAAGAAGGGGGCCGGGGGUACUCCAGGGGAAAAAGUUUGGGAACCACUGUUAUUAAGUAUAACAUCCAUUUCAACAAGCGAUCUAUUGAUGACAAUCAGUACUUUUUAAAAUGUGCACACAUGUACCAUGAUUUUUGUAUGACUGUAUCAAUCAAAUAAAUGAA